AUGUCAGCCGUUACGCCGCUGCCCACCGCCGGCGAUGAUCCUCAGGAAGAAGAGCUCGUGACCGUGCGCGUGCCGCCGGCGGUAUUGCUGCAGGUAAAAGAUGGCGCGCGCGUGCAGGUGCAGCAGCACGUCCAGCCCGCGCCGCCGGCCGACGACUCGAGCCAGAAGAUGAUGGAGCUCCGCGGGUGGCUCAUGGUUCUGGCCACCGUCAUCGCCUCCAUCACCUACGCCUCCGGCCUCAGCCCGCCCGGCGGCUUCGAGAGAGCAUCCCGGCCCCGUGUCACCGCCACCAUGCCGCCGCCGCGUUCCGGCGGCAUCAUCAACGGCACCACCGUUGUGGACAGCAUGAUGCCGGCGCUCCGGGAGGCCAGCCCCGGGAGGUUCAGGGCUUUCUACUACUGCAACACGGCCGCCUUCGCUCUCUCGCUCUCCAUCAUGCUCCUGCUCGCCAGCCGCGACCUCCGGAAGCUGGCCAAGACGAAAGCCCUGGAGAUCCUCGUCGGGCUCGAUGUCUUGGCCUUGCUGGUGGCCUACAUCGCCGGCUCCACCUUCGGCGUGAUGGAGCUCGCCGUGUGCUCUGGCCUCGUCCUCAUCGUGCCCUUGGCACUCGUCGUCGUCUCGUCGUCGCGCCUCGGAGGGAAAUACUUCUGGGAUGAAUUUUGGAUAUUUCAAUACGAUAUUUUGGAUAUUUCAAUACGAUAUUUUUGUACAAUUCUUUCCCUCAUCUCUCUGUUUGUCUAUCUCCUCCCCUGCCGUGAGUCUCCUCCCAUUUUCCCAAGCCUCCACCUGCUGCUGGAUCCUUCUCCCAGCUCCCAGCUCUCAUCUCCACCGACGGGACUCCCGCCCCUUCUCCUCCUAGCACCUCGCACCUGCUUCUGGACCGCGGCCCUCCCUGCUCCGCCGCUCCGGAUCCGGCCGCUGCCAGAUCCGGCUGCCCAUGUUGACGCGGAGCGAGCGUGCGGUAGAGGACGAGAGCGAGAGCACGCGGAUCAGGGCGGCACAACCACCUCCAGUCCCGGCUGCGACGGAGGGCGCGGUCUCCACCUCCGCGUGGGCUUCUGCCUCGACGCUGACGAGAUCAGUUCCCCCUAUUCUGCACUCGUCUUUUCCCCGGGCCGCAAUCUAGUGCCCGCCGGCCGCUGCCAUGGAGAAGGACCAGCCGGCCGCCGCGAGCAAGUUUUCUACCCAUUAUGCUUGAUGUGUGCUCUUUGUGUGCCUGCUGCUUGCUGUGCUGCGCUGCUUUGCUUGCCGGCCAAUGCUUGCUGUGCUGCCGCUGAUUGCUGGUCGCUGUUGCUGCUGAUUACUGCUAGUGCUGCUGCUGAUGAUCACCGGACCGAGCUGGGUGUCGGGCCGAGUAGGGCUCGGCUCGCCGGCGGCGAGCUCGGAGCUGGGUCGGCGUCCACCGGAGAUGGAACCCGUGCCGUGUUGUUGGGGUUUAGGGACAUCGACCUCCAUGGUUUUCUUUUUCUCAAAAAAAUAUUCUGUUCCCUCCGGUUUGGAGAUUGCGGCGUCAACGAUAGCUAGCAAGCCAGGGUGUUUGGCUGAGUGGGCUCCUCGGCGAGCCGAUAAGCAAUGCUUCAACGACAACGAUGAAGCUGCUCGUGGAAAACAAGUCCGCAAUUGCUCUCAGAAAGAACCCGGUGCACCACAGAACGGAGUAUGCACAUCAAUACAUGUUUUUAUUACAUUUGUGAAGGCCGAUCACGUCGCGACUGAUGGACAGGCGACAUUUUCAGUUUUUUCACGAAGACGCUGGGUCGAGUCAAGUUCAUUGGGAUUAGGCAGAAGCUGAAGCUCGGCGUCGUCACGGUGAAACCAGGGUAGCAGGAUUAGGGGUUGAUUUGUUGCAUCAGAUAAUCAUGCAGCCCUUAGCUUAGUCUUUGUUUGUAGUUAGCAAAUAAAACGUCAUUCUUGUGAGGUUGAUCACGUCAUGUCCAAUUUUUUUAUGUUGAAACCCUCGGCCUCAACAUAAAAAUGAUGCACAUGGCCAAUAUUUUAUUGAUUUAUUGCCCUGAUAAAAUACAAGGAUCGACUAAUACCUAUAGCAA
This is a messenger RNA of Brachypodium distachyon (stiff brome), 2048 nucleotides long. RefSeq lists its product as uncharacterized. The record is from RefSeq and is a predicted model, not a curated record. Lineage: Eukaryota; Viridiplantae; Streptophyta; Magnoliopsida; Poales; Poaceae. The transcript is spliced from 3 exons. The coding region runs from base 1 to 1524 and encodes 507 amino acids.